Messenger RNA from Phytomonas sp. Hart1, 1848 nucleotides. NCBI's taxonomy places the organism in Eukaryota, Euglenozoa, Kinetoplastea, Trypanosomatida, Trypanosomatidae. The record is from the annotation of a GenBank genome assembly.
AUGACCGAGAUCUCAUACAGUUAUUCACGCCUCGCGCGCGAUUUUCGACGAAUCCCGGAAUUCCAGGCCAAUGAGACGGAGAUACUGACAGAUAUCGCGCCCAACCCCAGUACGAAGGAUAACUACACCACGCUGAACCCACGCGAGGUUCAAAUCCAGAAUGCGCCUAAGCUUUCCGAGGCCAGCACGAACACGGAGCGUGUUAAACUGCGUAGCCACCCCCAAACGCACUUAGAGGCUGGAUGGCCGAACACCGUGGAUCCGACCGAGUUUGAGGAGAAGAUGAAGUACUGCAAAAAGGUAGAACGUGAGGAGGGCUACUUAAGUUCCUGCAUGCGAUUAGUCGACCAGUGCAUUGAGAAAUGCAUCAAACAAAACGACGCGAUUGACAUCUACGGGGAGUACUUCCAGGACCUCCCUGCCGGGGAACAGGAGGAGAUCGGCCCCGCCUCCUCCAAAAUCGUCGCCGUUUUCAAGGACCCGAGCCCGAUGAAGCGGACCGCGGCCGCGCUGUCCUGGCAGGGCGACGGCCGAAAGCUCGCCGUGGGCUACUGCCGACUAAAAUUCCAAAGCCACCUGCCCACGAUGAGCGCGAACUCCCACAUCUGGGAUGUGCUGAACCCGAACGAGCCGACCGAGACCCUCGUCGCGGCCUCCCCGCUCUGCAGUAUUGAGUACUACACCAAGGACCCGCACUUCAUCGCCGGCGGGAGCUGGAAUGGUGUAGUGCAGUACUGGGAUUGCCGCCAGCCCAACCGUCCUGCCGCGCAUUCCCUCGUGGAUGAGAGCCACAAGGACCCGGUUUGGGCCGUGCGGUGGCUCCAGAGCAAGUCCGGCGAGCUCCUCUCCGUCUCCACCGACGGCAACGUCUACGUCUGGGACUGCCGGCUGCCCGACAAGCCCAGCGAGAUCCACUCCAUCGCCGAUGAUAACCUGGUUUUACAGCCCAAGAGCACGGACGGGGCUGGGCGGUGUGAUGUCCUCGGGGGGCUCUGCCUGGACUACGACCCCCAGGUCGGGGGCCCGUCCAAGUACAUGAUCGGCACCGAGCAAGGCGUGAUCCUCUCUUGCAACCGCAAAGGCAAGACGCACCAGGAGAAGAUCGGGUCCAACAGCUUUGUUGGGCACCACGGCCCCGUCUACAGCGUCCAGCGCAACCCCUCCUUCUCGAAGUACUUCCUCUCUGUUGGGGACUGGACGGCGCGGCUGUGGUUCGAGGACUUCAAGUUCGCCCCGACCUUCAGCACCUUCUACCACGAGGCCUAUUUGACCAGUGGGGCCUGGCACCCGGUCCGGCCCGGGGUCUUUUUCACCACCCGCAUGGACGGCCACCUCGACAUCUGGGACCUCAUGCUGCGGCAGACCACCCCCUCCCUCAGCCUGCACGUCUCCGACUACGCCCUGCACGCGCUCAAGCCCAGCCACGACGGCCGGGUCGUCGCCACCGGCGGCAUCGACGGCAACGUCACCCUGCUCGAGCUCUCGCCCUCGCUUUGCGGCCUCGCGCCGGACGAGCGGAACGUCAUCGGGCAGCUCUUCGAGAACGAGAGCCUGCGGGAUAAGAACCUCGAGCGCGCCUUUAAGGAAAAGCGAGCGGCGGCGCGGCAACGGGCGAGCCACCGCGGCUCCACCCGCGGAAGCAUCGUCAAGCCGAACGAGGGCGACCUCGGCGACCUCGAGACCGUCGCCCGGCAGUACCUCGACGGCGUCAACAAGGAAAAGGAGGAGGAGAUCCAGGCCCGGACUGAGAUUGACGAGGUCCGCGAUAAGCUUUUCAAGGAUAUCGAAGAUGGCGUGGACCUCGGUGAAAAGGUCUAUCCCGCGAACAACCGGGCCCUUAAAUCUUAG